AUGGCUACAUCAAAUACUGAUGUGCAGGACCGAGUGAAGUUAUUUAAGUUUACGAAGAUAUUGACGUUAAAGAUUGCUCAAAUUGUUGUACAAAGUAGACAAGGAAAAAAAAUAGCCCAUGAUUGCAAUUUAAUAAAACCCUCGGAUGAAGGCCCCCCGUCGUCGCCCACCAGCUUGCAAUGGUUCAAUUUAUCUAUACCAGAUGUACCCGAAGUGAAUAUUGACACUAAAAGAGUUUUAAAUGGUGAAGUAAUGGAAGCAUUGACAAAAGUGCUAUGCAUAGAAAUAUUUUUGCAUACCAAUGAUGGUGAUGAGAUGGUACUUGAACUUUGGACAGUGCGUAUGACACCUGGCUGCGAUGCCGGCAUCUCCUCUGUAUCCACUAUAUACUACCGUAUGAGCAUUAUGCUUAAAUCUACUUUGAGCAUUUCAAGGAUCACUCCUGCUUACAAAUUAUCUCGACUGCAAAAUAAAGAAUCGUACAAACUUUCACAUAAGAUUUAUGGAGGCCAACCAAACCUUGAUCUUCUGGGUGAAAAGCAUAAAACAAUCAAAGUGAGUGAAUUACAUACUCCAAUAGGAAUUCUACAGGUAGAUGUUGUGUACAGAACGAAGAUGACUAUUGUGCCAGAAGACAGGAAAGUUCCUGAUAAGAAUGUUCUAACCACAAGUGACAAUAUUAUGAUAAAAAGUGACCACUUCCCAAAAGAAAGUCCAAGGAAAAACCACAAUGAAAAGAAAGAGGUGGAUCUAUCGAAACCCUUAACUGCCGGAGCAUUUGUAGAUACAGUGAAAAUAAAGCAAUUACAUCACACUCUAAGCCAACAGCUGCCUCCCGAGCCACCGAUGGCUUGGCUUCUCGCGGAGAAAGACAAAAUGGAAAAGAAGACGCGGCUGCUAUCGCUGUCGAACGCGGCGUGCGCGAUGGUCGCGGGGGGUGCGGAGGGUGAGGCGGUGGCGGGGGAGGUGCGGUGUGAGGGCGCGGCUGGCUGCAGCGCCGCGGUGGAGAUGCCGCGCCAUGCCAGCCUCAUGGAGUUUCCGUUUGCGGACGGCAGUCCCAUCACAGAACUGGCUAACUUCUACCAGGAGUGCGUGCAGGCGCGCGCCGCUGGCCUAUGGGGGGGUGAGACCGGCCCGGGCGCGGGCGCGGGGGCGGGGGCGGGGUGCGAGGCGGUGGCCCUCGCCGAUCAGCUGCGCAUGUACGAAGACGCGGUGCCGGAGUUCGACAACAUGGUCGCCUCCAUGCUCAGCGAGGAACACCUCGACUUC
Molecule: messenger RNA, 1269 nt
Organism: Brenthis ino (lesser marbled fritillary)
Lineage: Eukaryota; Metazoa; Arthropoda; Insecta; Lepidoptera; Nymphalidae
Source: the annotation of a GenBank genome assembly